ACAACAAACACAGUUCCUUCAACAACAACAUCAGCAGCUCCCACAACAACAAAUGCAGCAACAACAGUCACAGUAGCUGACACCACAACUACUGCCUCAACAACUACAGCUGCUGAAACAACGACUGCUGCUCCCACAACAACCACUGCUGCACCAACAACUACAACUCAAGCUGGAACAACACCCACAGCUGAUCCCACAACAACAAAUGCUGCAACAACCGUCACAGUAGCUGACACCACAACAACUGCCACAACAACUACAGCUGCUGAAACCACAAUGACUGCGGCUCCCUCAACCUCCACAACUGAAGCUGUAACAACAACGACUGCUGCUCCCACAACAACCACAGCUGACACACAAACAACCACAGUGGCUACAACAACAACGACAUCACCGGAAACAACAACAACUGCUCAGACAACAACCACAACUGCGCAAACAACAAAUACGGUUCCUUCAACAACAACAUCAGCAGCUCCCACAACAACAAAUGCAGCAACAACAGUCACAGUAGCUGACACCACAACAACUGCCUCAACAACAACUGCUGCUGAAACAACAACGACUGCUGCUCCCACAACAACCACUGCUGCACCAACAACUACAACUGAAGCUGGAACAACAACCACAGCUGAUCCCACAACAACAAAUGCUGCAACAACGGUCACAGUAGCUGACACUACAACUAUUGCCUCAACAGCUACAGCUCCUGAAACCACAACGACUACUGCUCCCUCAACAUCCAUAACUGAAGCUGUAACAACAACGACUGCUGCUAUCACAACAACCACAGCUGACACACAAACAACAACAGUGGCUACAACAACAAUGACAUCACCGGAUACAACAACUGCUCAGACAACCACAACUGCGCAAACAACAAACACGGUUCCUUCAACAACAUCAGCAGCUCCCACAACAACAAAUGCAGCAACAACAGUCACAGUAGCUGACACCACAACUACUGCCUCAACAACUACAGCUGCUGAAACAACAACGACUGCUGCUCCCACAACAACCACUGCUGCACCAACAACUACAACUCGAACUGGAACAACACCCACAGCUGAUCCAACAACAACAAAUGCUGCAACCACCGUAACAGUAGCCGACACCACAACAACUGCCACAACAACUACAGCUCCUGAAACCACAACGACUGCUGCUCCCUCAACAUCCACAACUGAAGCUCUAACAACAACCACAGCUUAUCCCACAACAAACACAAUUUCUGUAACAACCAGCACAGCACCCCCCACAACAACCAUAGCUGACACACAAACAACCACAGUGGCUACAACAACAACGACAUCACCGGAUACAACAACAACUGCUCAGACAACAACCACAACUGCGCAAACAACAAACACGGUUCCUUCAACAACAUCAGCAGCUCCCACAACAACAAAUGCAGCAAUAACAGUCACAGUAGCUGACACCACAACUACUGUCUCAACAACUACAGUUGCUGAAACAACAACGACUGCUGCUCCCACAACAACCACUGCUGCACCAACAACUACAACUCAAGCUGGAACAACACCCACAGCUGAUCCCACAACAACAAAUGCUGCAACAACUGUCACAGUAGCUGACAUCACAACAAUUGCCACAACAACUACAGCUCCUGAAACCACAACGACUACUGCUCUCUCAACAUCCACAACUGAAGCUGUAUCAACAACGACUGCUGCUCCCACAACAACCACUGCUGCACCAACAACUACAACUCAAGCUGGAACAACACCCACAGCUGAUCCCACAACAACAAAUGCUGCAACAACUGUCACAGUAGCUGACAUCACAACAAUUGCCACAACAACUACAGCUCCUGAAACCACAACGACUACUGCUCUCUCAACAUCCACAACUGAAGCUGUAUCAACAACGACUGCUGCUCCCACAACAACCACAGCUGAUACAAAAACAACAACAGUGGCUACAACAACAACGACAUCACCGGAUACAACAACAACUGCUCAGACAACAACCACAACUGCGCAAACAACAAACACGGUUCCUUCAACAACAACAUCAGGAGCUCCCACAACAACAAAUGCAGCAACAACAGUCACAGUAGCUGACACCACAACUACUGCCUCAACAACUACAGCUGCUGAAACAACAACCACUGCUGCACCAACAACUACAACUGAAGCUAAAACAACACCCACAGCUGAUCCCACAACAACAAAUGCUGCAACCACCGUAACAGUAGCCGACACCACAACAACUGCCACAACAACUACAGCUCCUGAAACCACAACGACUGCUGCUACCUUAACAUCCACAACUGAAGCUCUAACAACAACCACAGCUUAUCCCACAACAAACACAAUUUCUGUAACAACCAGCACAGCACCCCCCACAACAACCAUAGCUGACACACAAACAACCACAGUGGCUACAACAACAACGACAUCACCGGAUACAACAACAACUGCUCAGAUAACAACCACAACUGCGCAAACAACAAACACGGUUCCUUCAACAACAUCAGCAGCUCCCACAACAACAAAUGCAGCAAUAACAGUCACAGUAGCUGACACCACAACUACUGUCUCAACAACUACAGUUGCUGAAACAACAACGACUGCUGCUCCCACAACAACCACUGCUGCACCAACAACUACAACUCAAGCUGGAACAACACCCACAGCUGAUCCCACAACAACAAAUGCUGCAACAACUGUCACAGUAGCUGACAUCACAACAAUUGCCACAACAACUACAGCUCCUGAAACCACAACGACUACUGCUCUCUCAACAUCCACAACUGAAGCUGUAUCAACAACGACUGCUGCUCCCACAACAACCACUGCUGCACCAACAACUACAACUCAAGCUGGAACAACACCCACAGCUGAUCCCACAACAACAAAUGCUGCAACAACUGUCACAGUAGCUGACAUCACAACAAUUGCCACAACAACUACAGCUCCUGAAACCACAACGACUACUGCUCUCUCAACAUCCACAACUGAAGCUGUAUCAACAACGACUGCUGCUCCCACAACAACCACAGCUGAUACAAAAACAACAACAGUGGCUACAACAACAACGACAUCACCGGAUACAACAACAACUGCUCAGACAACAACCACAACUGCGCAAACAACAAACACGGUUCCUUCAACAACAACAUCAGGAGCUCCCACAACAACAAAUGCAGCAACAACAGUCACAGUAGCUGACACCACAACUACUGCCUCAACAACUACAGCUGCUGAAACAACAACGACUGCUGCUCCCACAACAACCACUGCUGCACCAACAACUACAACUGAAGCUAAAACAACACCCACAGCUGAUCCCACAACAACAAAUGCUGCAACCACCGUCACAGUAGCCGACACCACAACAACUGCCACAACAACUACAGCUCCUGAAACCACAACGACUGCUGCUCCCUCAACAUCCACAACUGAAGCUCUAACAACAACCACAGCUUAUCCCACAACAAACACAAUUUCUGUAACAACCAGCACAGCACCCCCCACAACAACCACAGCUGACACACAAACAAACACAGUGGCUACAACAACAACGACAUCACCGGAUACAACAACAACUGCUCAGACAACAACCACAACUGCGCAAACAACAAACACGGUUCCUUCAACAAAAUCAGCAGCUCCCACAACAACAAAUGCAGCAAUAACAGUCACAGUAGCUGACACCACAACUACUGCCUCAACAACUACAGCUGCAGAAACAACAACGACUGCUGCUCCCACAACAACCACUGCUGCACCAACAACUACAACUCAAGCUGGAACAACACCCACAGCUGAUCCCACAACAACAAAUGCUGCAACCACCGUCACAGUAGCCGACACCACAACAACUGCAGCAACAACUACAGCUGCUGAAACCACAACGACUGCUGCUGCCUCAACAUCCACAACUGAAGCUCUAACAACAACCACAGCUUAUCCCACAACAAACACAAUUUCUGUAACAACCAGCACAGCACCCCCCACAACAACCACAGCUGAUACACAAACAACCACAGUGGCUACAACAACAACGACAUCACCGGAUACAACAACAACUGCUCAGACAACAACCACAACUGCGCAAACAACAAACACGGUUCCAUCAACAACAUCAGCAGCUCCCACAACAACAAAUGCAGCAAUAACAGUCACAGUAGCUGACACCACAACUACUGCCUCAACAACUACAGCUGCUGAAACAACAACGACUGCUGCUCCCACAACAACCACUGCUGCACCAACAACUACAACUCAAGCUGGAACAACACCCACAGCUGAUCCCACAACAACAAAUGCUGCAACAACCGUCACAGUAGCUGACAUCACAACAAUUGCCACAACAACUACAGCUCCUGAAACCACAAUGACUACUGCUCUCUCAACAUCCACAACUGAAGCUGUAUCAACAACGACUGCUGCUCCCACAACAACCACAGCUGACACACAAACAACAAUAGUGGCUACAACAACAACGACAUCACCGGAUACAACAACAACUGCUCAGACAACAACCACAACUGCGCAAACAACAAACACGGUUCCUUCAACAACAACAUCAGCAGCUCCCACAACAACAAAUGCAGCAACAACAGUCACAGUAGCUGACACCACAACUACUGCCUUAACAACUACAGCUGCUCCCACAACAACCACUGCUGCACCAACAACUACAACUGAAGCUAAAACAACACCCACAGCUGAUCCCACAACAACAAAUGCUGCAACCACCGUCACAGUAGCCGACACCACAACAACUGCAGCAACAACUACAGCUCCUGAAACCACAACGACUGCUGCUCCCUCAACAUCCACAACUGAAGCUCUAACAACAACCACAGCUUAUCCCACAACAAACACAAUUUCUGUAACAACCAGCACAGCACCCCCCACAACAACCACAGCUGACACACAAACAACCACUGUGGCUACAACAACAACGACAUCACCGGAUACAACAACAACUGCUCAGACAACAACCACAACUGCGCAAACAACAAACACGGUUCCUUCAACAACAACAUCAGCAGCUCCCACAACAACAAAUGCAGCAACAACAGUCACAGUAGCUGACACCACAACUACUGCCUCAACAACUACAGCUGCUGAAACAACAACGACUGCUGCUCCCACAACAACCACUGCUGCACCAACAACUACAACUCAAGCUGGAACAACACCCGCAGCAGAUCCCAAAACAACAAAUGACAUCACAACAAUUGCCACAACAACUACAGCUCCUGAAACCACAACGACUACUGCUCCCUCAACAUCCACAACUGAAGCUGUAACAACAACGACUGCUGCUCCCACAACUACAACUGAAGCUGUAACAACAACCACAUCUGUUACCACAACAAACACAGCUUCUGUAACAAGCACAGCACCUGCCACAACAACCACAGCAGCCACACAAACAACCACAGUGGCUUCAACAACCACAUCACCGGAUACAACACCAACUGCUCAGACAACAACCACAACUACUGCCUCAACAAAUAUGGCUGCUGAAACAACAACAACUGCUGCUCCCACAGCAACCACUGCUGCACCAACAACCACAAGUGAAGCUGUAACAACAACCACAUCUGUUCCCACAACAAACACAGUUUAUCUAAAAACAACAACAGCAGCUCUUACAACAACAAAUGCUGCAACAACAGUCACAUUAGCUGACACCACUAAUACUGCCUCAACAACUACAGCUGCUGAAGCAAUGACUGCUGCUCCCACAACAUCCACUGCUUCACCAACAACCACAACUGAAGCUGGAACAACAAGGACAUCUGUUCCCAUAACAAACACUGUUUAUCUAACAACAAGGAUAGCACUUCCCACAACAACCACAGCUGCCACACAAUCAACCAUAUUGUCUCCCACAACAUCCCCAGCUGCCUCCGCAACAGCCACAUCUGCAUCCCCAGCUGCCUCCACAACCACAACAAAUACAACUGCUUACAAAACAAGUGCAGUGUCUCCACCAACAACCACAACUGCUGCCAAAACAACCACAGUUGCUAGCACUAACACCACAGUGACUUCUACCACAAGAGCAGCUCUGCCUACAACAUCGGCUCCAACAACAACUACAGCGUCUCCCACAACAAUCACAUCUGAUACCACAUUAACCACCGCGUCUCCCACAUCAACGACAGCUGCUUCCACAAAAAACACUGCUGCCAUCAUAACCAUGACUUCUCCGACAACAACAAUUACAGCUAUUGCAUCUACAAUAACAUCUGCUUCCAUGACAACCAACGUGGUCACAACAACAUCUAAAGAUCCUAUCACCACAAACACAGCGUCUCCCACUACAACUAAAACAACAGUAAAAAUGACAACAGCUGCUACAUUUACCACAUCAACCACAGCUGCGGCCACAACCACCAAAUCUGCUCCCACAUCAUCUACAAUUUUACCAACAACAAUGUCUUCCAAACCAAACACAGCCAUUACAACUACAGACUCAACAGCAAAACCUACAGCAACUGAGGGGACAAUAGAAUUAGGAUUCAGAAUGAUACGGCCAUUUUCAAGUGACUACUCAGACUCUUCAACAACAGCAUAUCAGGAACUGGCAGCAAAUGUCACCACAGAGGUGAAUCGUGGUUACAAAUUAUUAUAUCCUUUAACAUACCUAAGAUGUAGGAUACUUCAAUUCACGAGUGGAUCAGUUAUUGUCAAUAUGACCCUUAUUUUCACAAACCAAUCAGUGGUUCCCAAUGCAACACGUGUAGAGGACGGAUUGGCUUUGUCUCUGGCUGAGGGACACACCUUCCUAAAUAUUGAUACAAACUCCAUUAGUGCCAGCAUGCCAACCACUACUACCACAGCCCCAACUACAGCAGCUCCAGUUGCAGCAGCAACAACCUUGACAAUCAACACCGGGAUUGCAGUUUGCCUACCAUUACUCAUCACCAUGCUAACCAGACUUUUCCAUGUCAAUUAAAAACCAAAACAAACAGUAUUAAUGUGCCAAGAAAAGGAUAAGGACAUAGAGAGGCAAACAAAUAUUUAAGUUUAAUUUCAAAUGUAAUAAUGAUGAAUCAGCAGAAGCAGUAAAUAAUUACACAAAAUGUACAUACAAAUGUUAUUAUGGCCGAAAACCCAGUAAUAAUGGUAUCAUUGUAAGAAAGAGUAAGAACAAGUUGUCUUUUUGGGAAAGCUAAUGAGACAUAUUACAGAAUGCACUAAAACACUUUGAUUUAAAAAAAGAAUGUGCUGUAUAUACAC
Molecule: messenger RNA, 7232 nt
Organism: Esox lucius (northern pike)
Lineage: Eukaryota; Metazoa; Chordata; Actinopteri; Esociformes; Esocidae
Product: mucin-2
Exons: 4
Coding region: 280-6948 (2222 amino acids)
Source: RefSeq, a predicted model, not a curated record